UGCGUCGACCGUACCAUGGUGGCUUCCAUGUCCGCCGCGAGCGCCCAGCGCGGCACGCUGGGACAGGCUCUGGCGUUGAACGCCAAACGAGCCGUGCGAGAAGGAGUCGAAUCUCGAGAUUUUUGGAACAGUGUCGUCCGUAAAACGACACAACUCCUUCCGACUCUAUCUCCUCCUCAGAUAUCUCAGAUUCUCGCUUCCUUAUCGGUAGCUGAAGGACUCGUCGCCAUCUCUGCCAACUCAGGAAGGAUACCAUCUUCUCAACAAAGGAAUUCUGGUUCUAGCACUCAUAACCUUCAACAACUACAUCAGCAUGACGAUGCUGAACGACAAGCAGGUCUGCAAGAUGGAGUAGAGUCUUUUCAAUCUUCAUCUAGUGGAACAUCUUCGUCCUCACAGCUUUGCGACUUAACGCUUUUUCACUCGUGCUGCGAGGCCCUCCACUGCCAUUUAAGACAUGUCAUUCACACUGGUUCAUUGAUUCUUUCCUCUGCCGCUUUUCUUGAUGUUUCUGUUAUCCAUACCUUCCUUGUAAGAAAAGAUCGGACCUUUGCUCAGUCACUCAUGAUUGAAGGUAAAACUAGGCACGACUGUGUUGGAACGUUGAGCAUUUAACUCCUACAACAAGAACUUCACCUGAAGCAAAGAGUCUGUAUCUUUUCUUCUAUCUCCGUCUAAUCUCACUUGGGAAGUGGACUGGAAGUGCCGACGAUUCGCCAUCUUUGAUUUCCUCGUCCGAUGCAAAGAAGCUCUUGUUGGCGUUCGCACGCUUGCGUAUGGUCGACUCGGCCUUAGUUGCACGUUUGCUAUGCACGGCAGUUCUUCUUCACUUCUAUUGUAUCCUAUUGUGUUCUCAAUCUCCCAUCGCCUGAAAUGAAAACUGGGAAAUAGCCUGAGGUCCUAGUAGGUCCUUCGCUCUCCUGCAUUAGAUUUCCUGAAUAGACAACGACCUGAAGCUCACAUACUUGGCUUUUGAACGUUCUAAAUUGCGAAGCGCACUUACUCCAGGGCCCACUGGGUGAGUGGUCUGCGCGUGACUGUGUGCACAUUUUGCGAGCAUAUGCACAACUCAAACUGCCUGUGAUAGAACAGUCUGAACGAACGCCCACAACGACGACGAGGCAAGAAGGUUCCGAUAGUGCCAGGAUAGAGACACCGACUUCACAUCCUACUGGGCAAGACGAUUCAUCCGAUAGCGCAGCAGCCACAGGAACUACGUCAGUGGCUUCUGUGGCUGGUGGCCUUGGGGAAAAGCGUGACAACUAUUCCACUCUGUCGGCCACGUCGAUGCGACCGAAAUCUAUCGAGAAAGGGACCUCUUCGGCUAUUUGCGUCAGAGCACAAGUUCUGCGAGAAAUGUGUCAGAUCAUAGCUGAAGAUGCGCAUGAGCUUUCGCCGCCUGACUUGACUCUGUGUCUGGAGAGCCUCUUUGACCUUGGCGUUGUGGACGACCUUGCCUGUCAAGCGGUGCUUGUGGAGAGCAGUAAGCGGUUACGGGAGUUUCCGAUUAAAGAUGUCUUACGCGUGAUAGAUGCCUGGACGAAGCUGCAGGAACUAUCCUCGAGAGCAGCUAGUACGGGCAAAGCUGAUGCUGCCCUAGAUUCUGUAAGUGGGAACCACAGCGCCGGUAAUCUUCUACUCCGUGUAGAAGAAGAAGUAGUAGAAGGAGAACAUGAGCAUCACGACGACGACGACGCUUUGCAUACUGCAACCAAGACUUGUGGUGGACGGGCAAACGAGGUGGACAAGAGCGGUUCUACAUCUCUGUUGAUUCCGCGUAAAAGUACAGUUGACGAUACUUUGAAAAGUUUCAAAGUAAAAGCUGCGUCGGUUCCUCAGAAAGUACUAGAUAAUAGAUCAACUAGAAGGAAGAGCACCAAAGUGGAGACAGCCGAAUUCGCACUGGGCGGAUCAUCUUUGGAGCGUCGAGGUCGAGAUACUCAGAAACCAGCAACGAACGACUCGUGUUCGAGUGGAGAUGAACAAGUCGUAGACGAAACUGCGAAAAAGGUCUUUUCAAGUACAACAUCUUCCGGUUACGCAUCUUCCCUUAUGCAUGAGGGACUAGAAGCUGAUGAAUCUAAUUUGCCAUCAAAAAACGUGUCAGUUCAAAGCGCGGAAGCUAGUUUGGUGCAGCAUUUGACGUCCUUUGGAUUGGGACAGCUAGCUUUUCACGACAUGGUCGCACUUCUGCGGUGCCUGCAGCGAGGACAGGAGAAGUUUGACGUCCUACUCUUCCACAACAAGCUUUAAGGCUUGAUAGAUUGUAUUCGGGUUUGUACUCUACUAGGUAGAGUUGUAGCACGUGGAGGUUGAUAGGGGGCUUGUUGUAUUUUUCCGACGUGUCAAGUUCAAGUACUUCUAGACUUUGCGUUGUAGAGCAGGUGGAACAUGAUAGAACGACUAUGAUAAUUCAAGUCAGCUUUGCGUUGUAGAGCAGGAACAUGAUAGAACGACUAUGGUACGACUUCUAAGCCUGACUCCCUCGUUUUCGAGCCCAGCUUCGGCAGCUCCAGUUGAAUGCUCCUUUCCGUGACGUGGCUUUACUUUAAGAGUUGCCAACAUUGCAAUUUCCCCUAACAUUCUUGACUUGUUUUUUUCCUACCGGGAAACAAGUCAAGGGAUGGUCUGAAGAAUGCAAUGGCGCAGCCUCUAACUAUUCCUUGAGUCCCUCAGUCGGGUGCCAGCGUUCGGAGCACGUGGCGUGGAACUAGUUCGGGAUUGUGUUGAUCUCUUGGCGUCUCUUCCAUUAAGGCCAAAGUCGUGUCUAUCAACAAUUUAAAGAGUCUCUUGAUUGUUCAAUUUCAUACAGCAGGAUUCGAAUUCAUGAUAUUGGUAGAUUUCUUAUUUUGGUAGUAGUAGUUUCGAUUCCGAAGAAACCCGCAACACCUGCCUCUUCUAAUUACCACGCAUUCACGAGACCUCGCAUCGCUCAAUGUCGUUGUCUUGAGUCUAUACCACUUGCGCGACGUCUUGGGGUGUGAUGCGUUAGAACAUGCCUUGUGCAGAGGAGGUAGCGACCCGCGGCGGGUUUUUGAUGAUGGGCGACCAGUCUACUUAAGGCGUUGAAAUGAUAAUGUUAGGUGCUAGUUCUCUAGAACUUCUACGUGAUUAUACAGCUCCUUAGAUGAUCAAGUAAGGAUCGCAAGCGCAACACGGAGCGUUCACAUGACAAGGAUAAUGUUUCAGUGAAGUAGAUUGUCGUUGUUUUUAUGUCGCUGGCGGAGUAGAGCAGAAGCGUAGGAUCGAUUCUCCAAUUUUGUUGUUUGAGAUCACUCUACUUUACUUGUAAGCUUGGAAAUAUCUUCCAUGAUCUCUGACAACUCCUGCCAGUGGGAUUCGAUCUUUGUCUAACAUCACAGCAGCCAUCAGAGAAAGGAGGUUUGCUAGACUUAGAUCGUGGUCUGUUGCUGGCCUCUUCGCGUCGCAGUGCUGGUGUUGGGUACGAAUUGAAGCAAAUUCGAGCCCUGGAUAAGAUCCUAGAACUGCGGUUCAUCAGGAAAUCGAGUACUAGUAGGCAUUGCAAGGAUCAUGUUCAUGGCGUUCUUUCAGACUGUGCUGGACCUCGCGGAGACACGCAGCUCGAAUUUGUUAAUAUGACACAGAGACAGAAGGUCCAUUCUUCACAGACAGAGGAAGCUGAAGAAUACAUCACAGCAGAAAUAGAAAACUACGCGCAACGAGCCAGAAAUUUUCUCAAGGGCUUUCUUAUGUCAUCUGGCAAUGACAAAAUCUAGCACAACUUGAUGUGUCGUCUAGCGAUGACAAAAUGUAUCACAACUUGAUGUGUCGUCUAGCGAUGACAAAAUGUAGUGUGAUCAUGUUCAUGAGAAUAAAGUAGAGACAAACAGAAACAAACUUAGUGAGAAAUUACUUAUGUAUCAGCUGCCGCAAGCAGCACGAGCAGAUGCUUUGGGAAAUAGGAAUAGUUUUUUCGAUCGCAAACAAUCAAACGACAAUGUCUAUCUGUAACUGUCAAUCAUCAUUGGGACAAGUGUAUCUGCACAUGGGGAAAUGACUUCUAGAAAAAAUGACACAUGAUCAUUGAGAAGCGAAUAAUUUUGUGAAACCAGGAGUGCAGCACAACAAAAACAAAGAAAUUGAUGAAGAAAGCCAACGCAUGGAUGAAGGCGUUGGCGUGAGG
Amoebophrya sp. A25 is the source of this 4144-nucleotide messenger RNA. The record is from the annotation of a GenBank genome assembly. Lineage: Eukaryota; Dinophyceae; Syndiniales; Amoebophryaceae.